Messenger RNA from Colletotrichum karsti, 723 nucleotides. RefSeq lists its product as uncharacterized. Bases 1 to 723 code for a protein of 240 amino acids. The transcript is spliced from 3 exons. Lineage: Eukaryota; Fungi; Ascomycota; Sordariomycetes; Glomerellales; Glomerellaceae. The record is from RefSeq and is a predicted model, not a curated record.
AUGUCUCUCGAAGUCUUCCACUUGCACCUCUCCCAGUCCGAGAGAAUCGAGCUGCAAGUCCCUUACAAGUUGCACGUCUUCGAGAGAGAUCCCAAGACGGGCCUCGCCCCGCAAGAUCUGAAGGAAAUUAACCCCGCCGGCACCGCGCCCUACUUCCGCGACACCACUGUCUCACCGCCAGUCGAGAUUUCCGAGUCGGGCGCCAUUGUCGAGUACAUUCUGCUUGUGCACGGCCAGCCCAAGAUCGGCUCCGGAGCCCCCAGACUGCGCCGAUCGCCCGACGACAGAGACUUUGCCGCCUACCUCGAAUGGUUCCACUUCGCGAACGGGACGCUCCAGCCGGCCAUCGGCCGUGCCAUGUCUCUUCUGUUCGCCGGCGCCAACGACAGCCCCUUUGGCAAGCGCAUGGACGAGAAGAUCCACAGCCAUCUGAAGAUGCUUGACGACCGGUUGGCGAGCAACAAGUGGUUGGCGGGAGACAACUUGAGUGCCGCCGACAUCAUGACCGUCUUCAGCCUAACGACCAUGAGAGGGUUCUAUCCGGUCCUGGACCUGACGCAGCACAAGAACGUCCUCAGGUACCUGAAGGAUGUUGCUGAGCGACCUGCCUACCGCGAGGCGUUGAAGAAGGGCGACAAGGGAAUGGAGCCGAUGAAUGGUCCCAAGGUCAAGCCCUUCAUGCAGUUUGAGUCUUUCGCCCACUUCUUCAAGGACUUGCAAUAG